AUGCAAUUCGCAUUAGAAGCGUUCGCCUUCGCUGCUGGGGCCACCUGCUACGUGGGAUACUUCAACCGCGGUGAGCACCACUUGCAUGGUAUAAUAUACAUCCAAAUACACGCCAUCGCAUUUGCAGUCCUCGCUGCCCUGCAAUAUCGACUAGGCCUCACCUUGGAGGCUGCUUUGAAGCAGUCAUGCUUGUAUGAUGGCAUGUUUCUCUUGGGCCUAUAUGCGAGUCUUUUCUUCUACCGUGCUUUUCGACACCCACUCAACAUCUUUCCUGGACCAUGGAUCGCACGAAUCAGCAGCUUCUACAUGACGUUUUCCAUUCGGCGAAUGCAGAUGUAUAAUACUUUACACGAGCUGCACCGAAAGUAUGGCUACUUUGUGCGUAUUGGCACCCAAGAGCUGUCAAUUACACACCCCAAGGCAGUCCAACAAAUAUUCGGAGCCGAUUCGGUGUGCCAAAAGGGCCCCUGGUACGACCUCACUCGGCCACAAGACUCGGUUCUUCUUCGCCGGACCUUUAAGGGGCACGCCGAGCUGCGUUCAGUCUGGAGUCAAGCAUUCUCUACAAAGGCUGUCAGGAGCUAUGAGACACGGAUCCAUCCAUAUAGGGCCAGACUCAUACAUGAACUCGAUGCUCACGCCGGACAGCCAGUGAAUGUGAACCACUGGCUGGGAUUAUAUUCAUGGGAUGUUUUGAGUGAUUUGUCGUUUGGUCAUCCAUUCGGCAUGCUAGAUACCAAGGAGCACCACUGGGCAAUGGACAUCCUCGACAAUGGAAUGAGCGUUAUCGGUAUUCAUCUGCCGAUGUGGUUUUUCCACAUCCUGCGUGCACUCCCUGGUGGCAAUAAGGACUUGAAGGUUAUGCUGAAGUACUGCACCGAAGAAAUGCGUACGAGAUGGGAGAAUGAGCCGAAGAUACCAGACGUGAUGAGUGCCCUCUUUGCCCCAUACCGCAGGAAGGAGAAAGUAUUCGACGAGCAAGCAAUAAACCUCCUGGCUGGAGAAUCACACCUACUGAUCAACGCCGGAAGUGAUACCACCAGAAUCACCAUGUCUUGCAUCCUGUGGAUUCUUGCUCAACGACCCGAGCUCGCAGACAGGCUGCGCGACGAGUUGAAGCCAUAUGUUCCGCAGUCUCCGGAUGAACUCGUGAUGGACGAUCAAAUCAGAAGCCUUGACUUGCUAAAUGGGGUUGUUCAAGAGGCACUUCGCAUGUGGCCACCAAGUCCCAGCCACCCAACGCGGUUGUCUCCCCCCGAGGGCACCAUCAUCGCUGGUCGUUUUAUCCCCGGCGGAACACAACUGAUAGCCCCCCAGUACGUUAUUGGACGAGGAUCAGACGAGACCAUCUUCCCGCGAGCGAAUGAGUUUAUUCCGGAACGAUGGUAUAGUCUUCCAGAGUUGAUCAAGGACAGGAAUGCAAUAGCACCAUUCUCAUUGGGUCCCAUGAAUUGCGCUGGAAAGCAUCUAGCAUUAACCAACAUCCGCGUCACUAUCGCGAGGCUGGUCAUGCAUUACAAUCUGAGAUUUGCCCCUAGUCGGACCGACCCGGUGGCUGGUUUCGAGAAAGGCAUGUAUGAGCAUUUUGCAAUGCAGGCUGGCCCACUAUACCUUUGCCUGGAGAAGCGGAACAAAUGAACCAUUGGGUCGUGGCUUUGGGUGACUUGAUCCGAGGGGGGCUGAAGUGUUCGG
Molecule: messenger RNA, 1692 nt
Organism: Aspergillus versicolor CBS 583.65
Lineage: Eukaryota; Fungi; Ascomycota; Eurotiomycetes; Eurotiales; Aspergillaceae
Product: cytochrome P450
Exons: 4
Coding region: 1-1638 (545 amino acids)
Molecular function (GO): oxidoreductase activity, acting on paired donors, with incorporation or reduction of molecular oxygen; heme binding; monooxygenase activity
Source: RefSeq, a predicted model, not a curated record